Molecule: messenger RNA, 1900 nt
Organism: Exaiptasia diaphana
Lineage: Eukaryota; Metazoa; Cnidaria; Anthozoa; Actiniaria; Aiptasiidae
Product: glia maturation factor gamma
Exons: 7
Coding region: 95-526 (143 amino acids)
Biological process (GO): negative regulation of Arp2/3 complex-mediated actin nucleation; actin filament debranching
Cellular component (GO): actin cortical patch
Molecular function (GO): actin binding; Arp2/3 complex binding
Source: RefSeq, a predicted model, not a curated record
UUGAUCAGGAAGAUCGCCCCAGCUCAGCUCUUCGACAGACAAUCAAUUUUUCUUUCAAAUAUAUUAGUUUGUGAGUGUUGAUCUACUUCAUAAAAUGUCUGCAGAAAAACUCGAAGUUUGUGAUAUCGAYCCUGAGGUAAAGACUGCUGCCGAAAAAUUUCGCAAACGCAAGGAAAAGACAAAUGGAGCUUUGAUAUUUAAAAUAGAUCCCUCAAAACAACUGGUAUAUGUUGAUGAAUUACAUGAUGACAUCAGUGUUGAAGAUCUGAAGGAAGAACUCCCUGAACACUUACCUGUCUAUAUAAUGUACAGCUAUUGUCARAAACAUGACGAUGGGAGGAUAUCAUAUCCAUUGUGCUUCAUCUUCAUUUCGCCCUCAGGAUGCAAACCYGAGUUGCAAAUGAUGUAUGCUGGAAGCAAGCUUCAUGUAGUCAAGGAAGUAGGAGCAACAAAGGUCUUUGAGCUUCGUUCUUAUGAAGAAUUUACUGAAGAAUGGCUGUUGUCAAAGCUUGCAUUCUUUCGAUGAAGACAGUGUAUAAUAAACUCAUUUUAAGUACAUAAUUUUUUUCAAUAAAUUUCUUUUUAUAUUAGAAUAAACUAAGAUAUUUGAAAGAAUCUGUUGAGAGGCAACAGUUACCAACUUUUAUUUUGAAAUCACCUAAUUCUAAAUUAAUUGGCUAAAAAUACAGAUGGAUCAAGUCAAUUUUUUCUUUUAUUCAUAUCAAUGUUUCACAAAGAUCUAGCAUACGUGUAAUUCUCAUCUGUAUUUUGUGUAGAGGGAACAGCUGUCUAACUAAACCUGAGUUGAAAAUCUAUGAUAUUCCUUGUAACYAUGUCCUAGUCUUUUUGUAAACACUACUGUAAAUUGUGUCCUACUGGUGUGUCAGCUUUUGAAUUGUGAAAAAGUACUUAAAAUGCACAGGCAUACAGCAACAGGACCCACCUGCAAUCAGUUUAAAUUAGUUCAAAUUGUAUUUAUAAUACAAAGAGUGAUAAUAUUACUGUUCUUUCCCAUACACACAGCACUAACUAACUAAAUAAUCAAAUGCUACAAGUAUUCAUCAGAAUACUUGCAUGUCAAAUAUAGCUCAAAUAACUAGUUGUUCCUAUAUUUUAAUAGUCUCCUUGCAGCCUUGUUUAGUUUUGGUCACGUGUAACGCAAAGUGUGUGGAGAGGCUGCAUUACACGUGACCAGAACUAGACUCGACUGCGAGGAGACUGUAGACCUAUUUAGUGACUAUGAGACAUUAUCACUUAACUGGAACAGUUACAACAAAGUAUCGUUUCCUUUGCUCUCAAUUCCCUUUGUGUACCCUGCACACUGUUACUAAGACAGCAUUACAGUUGAGUGAUACUGACUAGCAGUCACUAAUUUCAUGGAGAUAGUAAGCACUCUAUAACCUGRAUGUUAAUUUUAUGUUUCUAACAGUUUUCAUUCAGCUGUAUGAAGUCAGCUACUCACUAUAAUGUUUUCAGAGUAACUAUACAGUAGUUAGAUAUACAAUGUACACUGUUCACCAUGUGAUUUUCAAUGAGCAACAGUUCACAAAGUCAGCACCUAAGAGUGAUAGUCUUUCAGUUCAUAUCCUUAUAUAAAUAACACUAAAACUUGGAAAUUUUGCAGUGUGAUUAUUGUGCAACAAUUGACAUACUUAUACAUAUAUAAAAUUGUCCCACUAUUAUAGCGAUUGCUAUAGACAUGCUUGAAAAUUAAGCAUGGUAAAAUUGCAGAUAAUCCUUGCAAUCAUUCAAAGAGAACAUAGUUGCACACACAAGAAGAUUGUCAUGCACAAUAAUGAUGGUACUGUAAAAUUUGCAAACAAAAAAAAGAACAGCAACGACAAAAUACAACCUUAUGUUUUGAAGUGUGACAUUAAUGUGAAAUAAACAUUUGAAAUAA